Plasmodium malariae is the source of this 297-nucleotide messenger RNA. RefSeq names its product conserved Plasmodium protein, unknown function. Bases 1 to 297 code for a protein of 98 amino acids. The transcript has a single exon. NCBI's taxonomy places the organism in Eukaryota, Apicomplexa, Aconoidasida, Haemosporida, Plasmodiidae. The record is from RefSeq and is a predicted model, not a curated record.
AUGAAUUACUUAAAGGCCAUAUUUUUUAAAAGUGUUCAAACUGUAGAAUGUAAAAAAUUGAUUUUUUCAUUAAUUACGAAUGUAAAUCACGUAGGCAUAAGAAAUCUAAGUACUGAUAUGAAAAAUAUAAAAACAGAUAAAACUAAUGCAGAAACAAAUUUCGCUGCAAACCUGCCCAAAGCAACUAGGAUACCAAUAAUGAAAAUUUUUUACGGCAUUAUAUUUUUAAUGGCAUCUGUUCCUAUUUGCCAGUCCAUUUACGAAACCAACAAAUAUUAUAAGGAGGUGAUUUAUUAA